Peniophora sp. CBMAI 1063 is the source of this 741-nucleotide messenger RNA. The record is from the annotation of a GenBank genome assembly. NCBI's taxonomy places the organism in Eukaryota, Fungi, Basidiomycota, Agaricomycetes, Russulales, Peniophoraceae.
AUGCUUAUUCCUUUCUCUCUCCCUUCCAUCGUUGUGGCUCUUGCCCUCUCCGUGGCUGCUGCACGAGUUGCCACACCCAGAGACCCUCCUGCCCUGGACGGGUCUGGUACCAAGACCGCUGCUAGCGUUUGGGAUUCAGUCGCUUCCACACACUCCGCCUGUAUUCAAUACCUCGAUAUUAGCCUACUCGAGUCAACCGACGUCUGUACUCCCGGAGCGCGCGCCGUGCCCAUGCUCAAGGCAGCAAUCACGGCUGCGGCUGCGGGUGUUACUUCUACUACAAUGUACGCGGACAAUCCUCGGCGCCGUCAACUCGACGAGCUCUGCGCCGGCACGCACUGCACUACCAUCGCUCCGCGUCGCGCUGGGUCUCUCGCCACUCAGACGGCGGCUUCCGCUCGGAUCCGCCCCAGGCGCGCAUCAAGGCGCCCUGCUUCACGUCGCCCUAUGGAGGGCUUCAUGUCGUCAGGGAACGGGAUGUCUAUCGCGCCCACGGCAGUUGCGGAGAAUACGAUCAAGAAUGUAGCCGUGACGACCCGUCUGCUUGCCUCCACUCUCGUGCCAGCUAGCGUCAUCUGUGGCCACCCCACUACCGCCGUCACGUCCAAUAGCUCAAACAAGCCCUGCUUCGAGCGUAACAUGACUGGACGCCUGAUCCAGAGUAAGAACGAGGACAUCGACAUCAAGCGGCGUCGCUCGCAUCACGUCAAGAACUUCGCAUUGCUGCGGUUCUUGAUUUGA